UAGAAGACUUGAGGGAUUGACCAUUGUGAAUGGCUCUCAAACUUCACACUCUGUUUAAGAGCAAGCCAGGAAUUGCUCUUGCUUAUUACUUGCAUCUGCUCUGCCUCUGCGCACUCUUAAACUCCCCAUAACAAAGCCAACUUCUGCCACUUUAUGCAUUGCUCCACCUUCUAAAAUGCGUGCGACUUGAGUUUGUCAGGGAUCAAAAUCCAGAGUUUUCUGGUAAAGUUCGCAGGGUCCAGACACAGUUUAAAGUUUGAUUCUUCAUUUUGGACAUUGAAUCAUCGGUAAGCAUUAGUUAAGAGUCAUCAGAAUAUCCAGAUUCUCAAAAAAGCAAUUAUGAGUUAUCUUUGCAAUCGGCAAGGGAAUAGUGCAAGGAAGGCCGACAUUGAGGGGCAACGGCAAGUUCUUAAGAAUGGUAGAGGUGAUUCAGUGAAAGAAGAAAAGACUUUGAAGACAUAUAUUCUUGAUAUUCUUGACCCGAGGGAGAAAUUCCUUAAAAGAUGGAGGGUAGGAUUUGUAUUGUCGUGUAUGACUGCAGUAGCAGUGGAUCCAUUGUUCUUUUACCUUCCUGUGGCUGUGAUCAAUCAAAACAAGUUGUGCAUUGAGUUUGACGGUAGAUUGUGGAAAACAACUCUCGUUUUGCGAACUUUCUUCGAUAUCAUUCACCUACUACAUAUUAUAUUGCAAUUUCGCACUGGUUUUAUUGAUGAGGAACUUCGGAAACUGGCAAAACCUGAGUUAAAUACAGAUGCUUGGAAAAUAGCUCAGAAAUAUUUGUGGCCUCGGUUCAUACUCGACAUUCUAACUCUUCUUCCCAUCCCACAGGUGGUAGUUCGAAUUAUUAUUUCAGAAAUGAAAGGCACAGAAUCUACACAUAAAGUAAAAUUCCUGAAUGCUGUUGUUCUCUUCCAAUAUGUGCCAAGAGUUUAUCAAAUCUACCUAUCCUGGAGGAAACUAAUAACAAAUGACAAGAAAUUUGAUAGAAUCUUACGGGUCAAAGCUCCAUUGAAUUUCAUUCUAUACAUCCUUGCUGGACAUGUAUUGGGAGCGUUUUGGUAUUUUUUCUCUAUUCAACGACUAGCAGCUUGCUGGCAGCGGAAGGGAGCGUGUGAUCAAAAUCGUACUGGAUGUUAUGGAACUUCUUUUUACUGUGAUCGCAGUUCUGGAGAUAAUCUCUCUUUUAUAAAUGAUAUUUGCCGAAAAUAUGUCCUAAAUACAACGUCGGCCUUUGACUUUGGAAUAUUUCUUCCAGCCCUUCAGUCUGGUGUCUUAGAAUCGCCUGAUUUUCCACAAAAAUUAUUUUUCAGUUUCUGGUGGGGCAUGCGAAAUCUGAGUUCUCUUGGUGGAAACCUCCAAACAAGUAACUAUAUAUGGGAAAACUGCUUUGCACUUUCUAUUUCUAUCUUUGGCUUGAUUCUAUUUCUAUAUUUCUUGGGAAAUUUGCAGGUGAGUACCUAAUUCUCUUCUUUUUUU
Messenger RNA from Quercus robur (English oak), 1476 nucleotides. Its product is annotated as cyclic nucleotide-gated ion channel 1-like. NCBI's taxonomy places the organism in Eukaryota, Viridiplantae, Streptophyta, Magnoliopsida, Fagales, Fagaceae. The record is from RefSeq and is a predicted model, not a curated record. The transcript has 6 exons. The coding region runs from base 340 to 1461 and encodes 373 amino acids.